AUGACUGCCCAGUACAAUUCGAGUUCAAACUUAGAGAAUCGAAAGAGCAAAAGUUCGGAACGCCUACCUACAGUGACAGCAUACAACAAAUACAUAACAUUCUAUAUACACCAGUACACGCCCAUACUCACACUUGAAGAAGUACUCAAGGACACGAACUUCCAUAUUUCAUCAAAACAUCAACUGUUUGCUCGAAGGCACCCGCUCGAGCAAAUCGGCGAGCAGGUGGAGUCAAGGUGA
This is a messenger RNA of Necator americanus (New World hookworm), 240 nucleotides long. RefSeq lists its product as uncharacterized. The transcript has 3 exons. The record is from RefSeq and is a predicted model, not a curated record. The coding region runs from base 1 to 240 and encodes 79 amino acids. Lineage: Eukaryota; Metazoa; Nematoda; Chromadorea; Rhabditida; Ancylostomatidae.